GGUGGGAAAAUGGUGAGUAGUUUCCAUGGAAAAGUGCGCAGGGUCAGUCGUUUGAUUGCAGUGCAAGAAGAAAAGUAUCAAAAAGUGUGAUUUUUCGUGCUGAAAGCUAGUUGAAAAAGACAUAAGGUGCUUCAAGGGUGUCCUAUGAGCUAAAUAAGUGCUGUGCCAAUUGGAAAAAAUCUGUGGAAAUUGUGCUAAAAAGGUGAUUCUUUUCCGUGUUCAUUCAUCACACAAUGACGGCCAUUGUGUUCCACUGAGUGUGUAUGAGGCGACGGAAAAAAGUACUUCUCGCGAGACGUCUUGGGAAAAAUCAUCUCAUGCUGCACACUGGACACUCUGCCACACACAUUGGCGGGAGGAAAAAGAGAAAGUGCAGCGAUCUUGGCGGAAAUUGAGGUGGAAAAGGAGGUGACCACUCUGGGGGCGCGCGCACAAAUUUGCCACUUCUCUGGGAAGAAAAUCAAUUUUUUUUUGUUGUUCUGCCAGCAAUUCCUUCACGGAAUUGCGCCAGUCUCUCGGGGUAUCUACAUACACGACAUACUCCCAGAAAGGAGGGCAGUGAGAUCAGUUUAGAUGUGAAGGAGAAAUAAAUUUGUGGAUCUGCUGGGGUCAUUGGAGUGCAGUGAGAAAAAUACAAAUAAAUUUUCAGUGUGAGUGAAAUCACCAAAGAAUAACAGUGUAUAAAAAAAACAAGGACAGAAGAGUGAGAAAGUGUUUGGUGUGAGAAAGGGGAUUUUCUCAAAACAAAAAUUAAAAAAAAAACACCGAAAAAGUGAUUUUUUCUUAGUGUAAAUUGAUAGAAAGAAAUAACUAAAAAUUAACCGUGAACGCAGGGAAUGGUGUAUUUGGUGGAUAGUUGGGGCAUGGGAGAUUCUGAUUGUGCACCAUAUCACAAGCAUGGUCCAAAAAUACAGCAACAUCACACCGGCUUCCAACAGCAUCAGCAGUUGCAUGAGAAGCAACAUUUGGUGUCUGGUGUGAAGAAUGAUCGUGUAAAGGCGUCAAGAUCACAAUUAGCGGUCAAUGAUGUUGUUGCCAAUGAAAAGGACGAAAUUGCCAUUCAUCCACUCACGAAUCAGGUCGGAGGACACACGCGACUUUUGUUGCUGAAUCAGAGUACAGUGAUCAAGCCACUGAAUAUUCGUGAAUUGGAUUUCUAUCAGAACAUUCCUCAAGAUGUUCAAAUGUUUGUUCCCAAAUACAAAGGUGUUCUCCAAGCCACGACAACGGGCGGCAUGAAAUUCGACAAGAGAUACUCCCCGAGUUUUCGGGAUGAGUCCACGAGAAAGAAUGGUGGAGGAGCACCAAAAAGGAAACGCGAGGAUGUUCUACGGAUGAAAAUACAUAAAAAUGGGAAUGCUGCUGAUGUAAUAAAAAGUAUUUCACAUAUAGACAACUCCAACAAGCAAUAUUAUCUCAUGCUGGAGAAUAUCACAUCGCAAUUCCGGCAGCCAUGCAUCCUGGAUCUCAAGAUGGGCACAAGGCAGCACGGUGACGAUGCAUCGGCGGAAAAGAGGACAAAGCAGAUUGCAAAGUGUGCUGCCAGUACAUCAGCAUCCCUGGGAGUACGACUCUGCGGGAUGCAAGUCUAUCAGGCGCGCUUUGAUCAGUACAUCAAGAAGGACAAGUAUUUUGGGCGGGAGCUCAAUGAGGAGGGCUUCAAGCAGGCUCUCAGCAAUUUCUUCCACAAUGGAUGCGUACUACGCAUUUCGGUGAUCAUGAAGGUGAUCCAGAGGCUGACGCAGCUCCGUCGAGUGAUUGAGAAGCAAUCCAGCUAUAGAUUCUACUCAUGCUCCUUGCUAGUUGUGUAUGAGGGCAGCGAUGACAUACCCUCAAUUGAUCCAAUGGAUGCAUGUUACUCCUUGGAGAACUGCUGUAUAGAUCCGGAAGAGUCUACUUCCACAGCUUCAUGCUGCUACGAUGCGGAUGCUUCCACGGAUUCGGUGGAUAUCAAUUUGUCGUCAUCGCACGAGGAUGAUCACAGUGGGGACAAUGUGCCGCAGACGAAGGUAUCGGCGGAUCUGCAUCAUCGCGGGUUCGGUGAGGCGGCAGCCAGGGGUUCCUUCAUCCCAUUUUCGGAGGAUGCUCAAGAUUCGAGUGGCGAUCAGAUGAUCGAUAGCUCCAGUCCGACAUCCAAUGAUUCCUGGAUGAACUACAGCAGUCACAGCAGUGAUGACUAUUCCUUCCUGAUCGAUGAUCCGGAUGAGGUGAGUGGAACGGAUCUGGCACCGACGGCAACGGGCAAAAAGCGUGGAUCACCGAUGAAGAAUAAGCGCAAUAGGGAGGAGUUGCAGUUCCAUCAGGAAUUGGAUGUGGAUGAUGAGGUGGCGCGUGCGGCUGAUGCGAGAAUCCUCGAGACACCCAAGAGACGCAGGAGUCCGGAACGGUGCCAAUCUCCGCAGGUUGACGUGAGGAUUAUUGACUUUGCGCACACGACUUUUGUGAGGAAGAACAGUUCUGGUGCUGUGGUCAAUGGACCAUCGUCAUCCAUGGCUGUUCAUCAUGGACCAGACUGUGGCUUCCUCACGGGUCUCGAUAGCCUCAAGAGGCUCCUCAUGGAGAUUGUUAAGGAGGAACACUGACCCAGAGUUUCACGUUCGAAUCCUUUUCGUGUGGCUUCCUUCUGAACACACAAAAAAAUUCCCCUAAAAAAGGGAAAAGAAAAACCUUCUGGAAACUCUGUGGAAAGUUAAGAAUCUUCGGAAGAACUUUAUUUUCCAUUUGGUGUCCGGGAAAGAAGCAAACAAAAAAGUUGAUAUAUAAAGAUUUUUCCAGGACAUUUGAAAGUUGUUUAGGAAGUCUAGCCAGACAGGAAGCAGAAAAGAAAUCCCAGUGAUUGAUGAUGCAUUUCUAGAGCAUAGAGAGAGUGCGAGAGAAAAGAGAGAAAAUGUGUUAUUUUUCUAGUUGUGAAAGAGAAAUUUCCAUUUCUUUAAUUUUUAAACUUUGCGCCCGACAUUCAAAAACAAACAAAAAAAACACCUUCCCCUUUAAAGAAACCGAUGGUGCAAUGUUUCUUUGGUGUCUACUUAAGGAUAAAGAAUUAACAUCAUUAAUUCCUCGCUAAAAAAACCCAAGGAUAAUGUUGUCAAACAACAAUAAUAAAUUGAGGGUUUUUUUUUUUAAAAAGAGAAAUGACAAAGUAAAAUGACUUGAGAAAUUUAUUCAAUUUCUCAGAUCAUAUUUUUUUCUCAAAAUAAUUUAUUGAAUGCAAGAACAUAAAUAAAAACCAUUGAAAAAAAAAUAGAACAAAAAAUAAUGUGAGAGAUUCAUAGAAUAUUUUUCAACAAAAAAAAAUAAAGAAGAGUGUUAGUUUCUAAGGUGACAUUUUAGAGUAGAAAAGAGAAAAAUUGUAAAGCUGAAACAUUCCACAGAAAUUUGUUCAGCGCGUUGAAUCUGGAAAGUAAAGAAAAAAAAACAAAUGUAUAAAAACACGUUAAAAGUUCUUUUUUUUCGGUAGAAAAUGCCUAGUAAAGGAUAAAAAAAAGUUCAAAAA
Molecule: messenger RNA, 3493 nt
Organism: Phlebotomus papatasi
Lineage: Eukaryota; Metazoa; Arthropoda; Insecta; Diptera; Psychodidae
Gene: Ip6k
Exons: 7
Coding region: 837-2582 (581 amino acids)
Biological process (GO): phosphatidylinositol phosphate biosynthetic process; inositol phosphate biosynthetic process
Cellular component (GO): cytoplasm; nucleus
Molecular function (GO): inositol hexakisphosphate kinase activity
Source: RefSeq, a predicted model, not a curated record